UCUGACGGUUAAAAAACUGUUUUCUACAUAUUUAUGCAAUUGAGUAAUUGAAUAUUAUUUUGAAGACAGGUGUACUUAUAGUUAAAAAUUAUAAUUUAUUCAAGUAUAAAAUAUUUAAUAUUACUUAAUGUAAAUACUUUAUAGUAUGAUAAUUAAAGUAUAACGUUUUAUUAUUGGUGAAGAUUUGAUAUUUAGAUAUUCAAUUUUUUCAUAAUAUAUGGUCAAUAUGAUUGGGGAAUCAAGAUCAGAAUUUAGACUUAAGAAUCCGCCAGAAGAUGGAAUAUCAUCUGUGAAAUUUGGACCUAGUUCUUCUCAGUUUUUAUUAGUUUCAUCUUGGGAUUGUUCUGUUAGACUUUAUGAUGUUCAGGCAAACAGUAUGCGUACUAAAUAUACUCAUGAUCGACCAGUGUUAGAUGUUAGCUUUCAGGAUGCUGUUCAUUCUUUUAGUGGUGGUUUGGAUAACAAGUUAAAGAUGUAUGAUUUGAACAGUAAUUCUGAGAGUGUCUUAGGUUCACAUGAUAAUGCGGUUCGUUGUGUUGAAUAUUCCAAUGAAGUAAAUGUAGUUUUAUCUGGUGGUUGGGAUGGCAAUGUUAAAAUGUGGGAUACUAGAUCAUCUCAAUGUGUAGGAACUCUACCACAACCUGACAAAGUCUUUACCAUGAGUAAUGUUGGUGAAAAACUUGUGGUAGGCACAGCGGGGCGUAAAGUAUUUGUUUGGGAUUUACGAAAUACUGCAUAUAUAAUGCAAAGGAGAGAAUCAAAUUUGAAAUUUCAGACAAGGUGCAUACGUUGCUCGCCAAAUAAACAAGGUUAUGUUUUAAGUAGUAUUGAAGGACGUGUAGCUGUUGAAUAUUUUGAUACAGCUCCUGAAAUUCAGAAAAAAAAAUAUGCUUUUAAAUGUCACAGAAUAAAAGAUAAUGAUAUUGAAUGUAUUUAUCCAGUUAAUGCUAUCAGUUUUCAUCAAGGAUUUAAUACAUUUGCUACUGGUGGAUCUGAUGGAUAUGUAAAUAUUUGGGAUGGUUUUAAUAAAAAAAGAUUGUGCCAAUUCCAUCGUUACAAUACAGGAAUUACAUCUCUGUGUUUCAGUCAUGAUGGUUCUUCUUUGGCUAUUGGCAGUUCUUAUAUGUAUGAACAAGAUGUACAUCCAGAUCCAAUACCAGAAAAUAAUGUUUAUAUUAGAUAUGUUACUGAUCAAGAAACUAAACCAAAAUAAAAACAUGUUAUUUUAAAA
This is a messenger RNA of Sipha flava (yellow sugarcane aphid), 1231 nucleotides long. It is a transcript of the gene Bub3, whose product is annotated as mitotic checkpoint protein BUB3. Gene Ontology annotation, biological process: mitotic spindle assembly checkpoint signaling. The coding region runs from base 218 to 1213 and encodes 331 amino acids. Gene Ontology annotation, cellular component: mitotic checkpoint complex; bub1-bub3 complex; kinetochore. The transcript is spliced from 7 exons. The record is from RefSeq and is a predicted model, not a curated record. NCBI's taxonomy places the organism in Eukaryota, Metazoa, Arthropoda, Insecta, Hemiptera, Aphididae. Gene Ontology annotation, molecular function: ubiquitin binding.